CCAACGCUAAAACGCGAUCAACAACCCCCACCAAAAACGCCUAUAUCGCCUUUUAUUUCUUUGAUCUUCGUCUGGAUACGGGGCAUUUUUUCUUGUAAUCGAUUUUUGACCGCCUUAUCGAGAGGAGAUCCACCUACCAGUCCAACCCACAACCACCACAACACUAGGGUUUUUUUCUCGAACUAAACAACAACUAGACCCACCAGCAUGCCUCGCACGCGCAACGUAUCGCGCAGUCAGUGGGAUGCUGCCAACGCCAUGCACAACGCACGCGGCAGAGAGAACGGCGGGCACGACGACAGCGAGAAGGAGAACACCACCGGGCGUGUCACCCGCUCAAGGGCUCGGGGAUCUACAGCCAACCCCACCACCACCACUACAGGGCGAACGGUUCUCGGAUCUCUGAGCACCACCCGCCCCAGCGCAUCUACGGGACCUUCCAAAACCCAGACCAGGGGAAAGGGUAAACCACCGUCGAAGGGGACCAAGACCAAAACGGAGAAGCUCCCGCUCCAGGAUAUCACCUCCCGCUACCUCCCAGCUCCAGAAUCUGAGAACAGGGGUCACGCACAGCCUAGCGGGUUCGGCGAGCCUGAGAACCUGAACAUCUCAAUGGCGGGUCUGUCGACGUUCUCGUGGACGGGGGCAGCAGACGAGGUUGGGCCUUCUCGACGGACCAGAAGUACCAGGAACACCAAUCGGAAUCCCUACCCCUCCUCUCUGCCACCUUCCUCCCCCCCAUCGGUAUCUUCCAACCACAACGCCGGCCCUUCCCACUCCCAAUCCAACCACCCUCAUCACAGCCUCCCGGUGUUAUCUCGCUCGCCUUCUCCAUUCUUGGAUAACGUGUCGAGAAGACUAUUCGGACCAGCCGAUACAAUCGCAGAAGAAGGACAAGAAGAAGAACGACACCAGGGAGGGCAAGAGCAUCGUCAUGUCUACGACGCAUGGCAAGACUUUGAUUUUGUCGUUCCCGAAAGCGAGCUCUGUGGUGCUCGUGCGGGUUCUUCGAAGGCACAAGUGUCGCCUACGAAUUCCGACCCUUUCGGGUUCUUUGCCUUGGAGCGCAAGUUGAAGGAGGGGAGGGAGAAAGAUGAGGAUGAAGAGGUCGAAGGUGUGGUGUUGGUGAAGGAGACUUCUCCGUUUGCUGCCCCUCAAGCCCGACCUUCCUCGCCAGGUCUCGAAUACACCGACCCACCGGAAGACCCGUACGACGACCAUCACGAAAACGACAACGAACAUGCCUCCACAUUCAACCACCCUCUUCUCGCCCAUUCAGAAUCGUUCUUCCUUCCACCAACGCCUCCCACUCCACAGAAGAAGCGGGACAGGAGACGGUCAUCUCGACAUGGAUUUGAAUUCAACUUGCAGGAAGAAGAUGAAAUCUUCAACCCGCGCCCUUCUUCGUGUCCGAGUAGUCCGUCACCUUCAAAACGGUCCUCGGUUAAACGAAAGGCAGUGGCGGUGGAUUCUGAUGCCUUCAAUGACGAGGUGGAUGCCGAGGCUGAUUCGACGCCUCAGGCACAGAGGCAGAGGAGGCCGGUGAGGAAGCAGGCGAGAACCGAGCAGAAGGAGGAGGAGAAGGGUGAUGAUGGUGUAGGUGACGAUGAUGGUCGUGGCAGGGAAGGAGAGCGUGUGUUGCGGCGGUCGAAGAGGGGCAGAACGUCCAUUAAGCGAGGGGAGGAUGGAGAGGGGCGUGAUAAUGAAGUCGGGAGUAGCCGUCGAUCGCGUUCGAGGAAUGCGACCAAGUCCGAGUCUAACGCGAACACGAGGACACGUUCCAGUGCUAGAAAGUCGACGCGAUCUCAGGCUGCGCCUGUCAAAGAGAAGAAGACGAGAUCGAGAAAGGCUGCGGCUAUUCUGCCUUCGGAUGAUUCUGAUGCUGAAGCUAAACGGGAGCGAGAGCGACAGGCUCGAUUGGAAUACUUCCGCAAGCUUGAUGAGUAUGAAGUUGAGACGGAGAAUGUGUAUGUGAUUUGA
Coprinopsis cinerea okayama7#130 is the source of this 1980-nucleotide messenger RNA. RefSeq lists its product as hypothetical. Bases 208 to 1980 code for a protein of 590 amino acids. The record is from RefSeq and is a predicted model, not a curated record. The transcript is spliced from 2 exons. NCBI's taxonomy places the organism in Eukaryota, Fungi, Basidiomycota, Agaricomycetes, Agaricales, Psathyrellaceae.